Messenger RNA from Erythranthe guttata (spotted monkey flower), 2840 nucleotides. The record is from RefSeq and is a predicted model, not a curated record. NCBI's taxonomy places the organism in Eukaryota, Viridiplantae, Streptophyta, Magnoliopsida, Lamiales, Phrymaceae.
UAUUAUAAAUUUUAAAAUUAAUGUACGAACCUAGUAAAAAAACAUCGUACACUAUCGUAUACACAUCGUACUUUAUAUAAAUUACUUAAUUAACCUUAUAAACUCAAAUUAAUAAAUUGAAAAACCUUUUAAAAAAUAUUAUAAUAAUCAUAACUAUUAGUUAAACUUAAAGUGAAACCCCCCACCACUUCUCCCAUUUUCUUUCGAAAAACUCUUGCAGUGCUUCCACCAUUUCAUUUCUUCUUCAGCGGCACUGACAGUCAAUACUCAACCAAGGAGAUAUGGAUGGGCUCAGCCGCAAUAAUCAAUCCAAGUUAUGGGUGUAUUUGGCUUUUAGAGGCGACACAGUGAAUUUGAAUUGGGGAUGGUUCAGAUUGAAGGAAUGUAAUCAUUUGGGGGAAAGUAUGUCUGGGCUUGGAAUCUCGGGUACGAAUCAAUCCCCUUAUUUUUUUAUAAGAUUUAAAAUAUUUGGAAUUUUUAUACAAGUUAUAUUUAAGUAAGAUUUAAAAUAUUUGGAAUUUUUAUACGAGUUGUAUUGUGAAUCGGAGUCGAGAAAGUAAGAUUCAAAAUAUUUGAAAUUUUUAUACGAGUUAUAUUGUGAAUCGGAGUCGAGAAAGUAAGAUUCAAAAUAUUUGGAAUUUUUAUACAAAUUAUAGUGUGAAUCGGAGUGGAGAAUUGAAGUAAACCCUUGCAGAGUCCUAAAUUUUCAUGUGCAUCUUUAGUAUUAAAACAAUCGUUCAGACUCCAUCAUCUAUAGAAUUCGAAAACCCUAAUUAUGUUCUAUUUAUUUGGUUCUUGAUUUGGUUGGUGCAGGAUUAAUUGUUGUAGCAGUGUCAGGUCAAAAAUCAUCACAGCUCUCUCCUCCAUCUAUUUUUAAGCCGGAGACAAUUUCGGGAUAAAUUAUAGAUUCAGAACUCCAUCGAGCCGUAGAGAACUUUGAGAUAAAUAAUAGAUUCAGAACUCCAUUGAUUUUUCAUUCGGCAGCCUCUCAUGUAAGUGAUUAAAUUACGUAAACCAUAUAUAUGCAGGUUUUUCAAAAGCAAGAGAUUCUAAUAAUUUCAAAAUUGAUGUUCGAUUAUAGUUGUAAAUAUGUAUAUAAGACGUAUUUUUUUCGUAGGGGUGAUAAAAAACCUAAUAAUCUAAAGCGCAAAUUGAGCUACAAUGAUUCGUAUAUGAAAACUAGUCACAAGUCUGUGAAGAUUGAGUUGCCAUCCGCAUUUACAGAGUCCAGCAUGGAUACGAAGAGUGCAAAAGCCUGGAAUAACAGCGGCAAAGGUUAUAAACUGUACAGCGAGAGACAUCACGUGAAAUGUGAUGAGUUUCUUAACCGAAAUAGAAUAUUAAAGAGUUGAAUUGGGCCGGUCUCAUCCGAACAACUCUAAAUGAAGGAAUCAGAAAGUGGAAGAAUACAGAACAUGCAUAUAUUGGUGGAUCUUUGGUUUUUCUUCAGGCCUUUCAUAACGUUUUUAACGAAACAAAGGGUUAAUUCAUUGACUGAUGAUAUACACAAAGAUGUUCCAUACUGGAAUGCCAUGGAAUGCUACUUUGCUUUGAAUGAAAUCUCCACGCCGAACCCCGUGGAUGAGACAAAAGUGAGAAAAGAAGAUAUUGAUACAAGUGAAAAUGAAUUGAACGAAAUACAUGAUGUGAGGGGUGAAGAGUUCAUGGAUUUCAAUGUGGAUUUAAAUGUGUUAGGUGAUCAUCGUGUACAUGGAGAUUCACCUAGUGAUCGAGAAAAAUCAUUGAACAACCAAGGUGAAACUCGUGAAUUGAAAGAGGAUGUGGUCUGCAAUUAUCGGGUCACCCAACAAAUCGGGAAUGCAUACGAUGACUCUGACAUAAAAAAUCAAUUGUCGCUGUUGAUUGCACGAGUAAGUAAUAUCGAGAGACAAGCAAAGUAUGUACAAGAUGACUUUUUCAUAAGAAAUCAAUUAUCAUUGUUUGGUGCACGAUUAAGUGGUUUCGAGCAACAAAUGACUCAGUUAAUGAAUACCAUGGGUGAGGUGCUGAUCCGAUGUGUCACCCGAUCUGCCAGUGGAGAUCAAUUUGGGGACCAGCCAAGUAGUCAAGAAAAUGUUGAUAAAUUCAAGGAUGUACUUAAAGAACUGAAAAUUUUAGAGUUAAAAAUUCCAUCAAUGAUAUGGGAUACAUGGGAUGUAAUAUGUCGCAAGGCAAACAAUGCACACAUAUCAUCAAACGUUACCGGACAAAAAAUCGAGGUAGAUACCGUAUUGAAAAAAAAAAUAGACGAAGAUACCGCGUUGAAGCAAAAAAUAGAGAAAUAUAUCGCAUUGAAGAAAAAAAUAGAGGAAGAUACUGCGUUGAAGCAAAAAAUAGAGGAAAAUACUGCGUUUAAGCAAAAAAUAGAGGAAGAUACUGUGUUGGCAAAAAAACUAGAGAAAGAUACCGUGUUGGAGAAACAAAUAGAGGAAGAUAUCAUUUACAUCCACGAAAAUGAACAACUUAUUAGCGCAAAAGAGAAAGAAAGUCCAAUAAACCCUAUAGGAGCAGACUUCGACGCCAUAAUCAAAUUCUUGUUUGAUCCAAACUUGGAUCAGAGUACUUGGGUGAUAAACUUUGGAGGACGAGGAUGCAACAGGAAGAACUUGAUGGGCUUGAAGCCUUGUGAAUUCAUAGAUGGAAUUGUGAUAGAUUGUGUAGCAUUUUUGUGCACACGAAAAAGUAUAGAGGGUAGAAUGGAAGAUGCUCGAUGGUACUUCCCCGCAAUAUUUGCCGUAUGUCUAUGUUUAAUCUAAUUUUUCAAUAACCCCAUUCGAUAAAAUUUUUAGUUUUUGUAUUAUAAGUAUUCAUAAUUUAUUUUGUUGCAGCAACUUUGUUUG